Messenger RNA from Hibiscus syriacus, 1843 nucleotides. Its product is annotated as heavy metal-associated isoprenylated plant protein 32-like. Gene Ontology annotation, molecular function: metal ion binding. The transcript has 3 exons. NCBI's taxonomy places the organism in Eukaryota, Viridiplantae, Streptophyta, Magnoliopsida, Malvales, Malvaceae. Bases 246 to 1742 code for a protein of 498 amino acids. The record is from RefSeq and is a predicted model, not a curated record.
UUGUCUGUCAUUGCUCUUGCCAGUGCCGGCAUUUCCUCUCUUUUCUUUUAGCAGUUUUUUUGCUUUGCUGAUUACAUCUUACUCUUUCUCUUUCUUCAACACUCAACCUCCUCCUCCUUCACAUUUGUUAUUUGCUCUCUCUUUCUUCUUCUGUUAGAAAACUCCCAAAACUGAGCGUUUUUCUUUGUGGGAAUUUGUUGUAAAUUUCAUCUUCUUCAGAUCUGUUUAGGUAUCUGAGUUAAACAAUGAGUAAAGAAGAGUUUAUGAAGAUCCAAACUUGUGUUCUCAAAGUUAACAUACACUGUGAUGGAUGCAAGCACAAAGUGAAGAAAAUCUUACAGAAGACUGAAGGAGUUUUUAAAACCACCAUUGAUUCUGAGCAAGGUAAGGUAACAGUGCUGGGAAAUGUAAACCCAGAUAUUCUCAUCAAGAAGCUUGCAAAAUCAGGGAAGCAUGCAGAGCUUUGGGGCUCUUCAAAAGCUCCUAACAACAGCAACAAUAAUAAAGGUCACCUUGCCAAUCAGUUCAAGAACAUGCAGAUGCUUGAAAAUGGCAGCAAAGGUGGAAACAACAACAACAACAACAAGGAAGGCCAGAAAGGGAACACCAACAACAGCAACAAUAACCAGCCCAAAGGAGGUCAGCCAACACCUCAACAAUUGCAGCGGCAUCUUCAACAGAUUCAACAAAUGAAAGGGUUUCAAGAUCUGAAGCUUCCUCAGUUGAAAGACAUGAAGAUGGGUCCUAAUCCCAACAACAAUCAGAAAGCUGUCAAGUUUGCCGACGAGGAAGAUUUUAGUGACGAUGAUUAUGAUGAUGAUGACUUGGAUGAUGAUUGUGAUCUUGAUGAUGAUGAUUAUGAUGAUACAGAUGAGUUGGAUGAUCUUCGUCAUCCACCUAACAAGAUGAAGCCCAUGAUGGGAAAUGCUCCUAAAGGAAUGCCCAACAAUAUGAUGAUGUUGAAUGGUAAUCAUCCUCAGCUUAUGCAUGCCCAAAAGGUAGCCCAAAAUGCCGCUGCAAACGCCGGAGGCAACGGUAAAAAAGGAGGUAACGGUGGUGGAGCUGGUGGCAGUGGUGUGCCUGUUGCUGGUGGUAACAAUGGAAACGGAGGUAAAAAAGGCGGUGCUCCUGGAGGAAAUAAUAAUGGGGGAAACCCAAAUCAAGGUGGUAAAAACGGAGGUAAAAAUGGUAGUAGUUUACCUCAGGAAGUAAACAAGAACGGCGGUGGUUACAACGGCGUUCCAAACGGUGGAAAUGGGGGCAAAAUGGGAAAUAAUGGGGCACCGAUUGGUGUUUCCCAUAGGUUCCCUCCCGCCAACGGUGGAGACAUGGGUCAUCAAAGGGCGGCUGCCAUGAACAUGGCAAUGGGACAAAUGGGCAGCUUACCCAUGAACCAAAUGGGUAACAUCCCAGCGGUUCAAGGCUUACCAGCAUCCUCCGCUAUGACCAGCGGAGGAGGUGGCGGCGGAUACUUCCAAGGGGCGGAUCCAGAUGUCAUGCCCGGAAACCCAUACCAUCAACAACAGUACAUGGCAGCAAUGAUGAACCAGCAACGUGCAAUGGCAGCAAACGAGAGGUUUCAGCAGCCCAUGAUGCAUGCUAGGCCACCACCAGAUGUCAAUUACAUGCCACCAUACCCAUACCCAUACCAAUACCAAUAUCCAUACCCGUACCCACAUCCUCAACCCGACCCGUAUACCCACUUUAAUGAUGAAAACACCUCAAGCUGCAAUGUCAUGUGAAGAUAUUUGGAUUUAAUUUAUCCAGAAAAAGGAAGCUUUGGAUUUAAGUUUGAUGCCAUAAUAUACUUGAAAAUGGUAUUUUUAUUUUCAUUUUUUUUCAA